Messenger RNA from Gryllus bimaculatus (two-spotted cricket), 2183 nucleotides. The record is from the annotation of a GenBank genome assembly. NCBI's taxonomy places the organism in Eukaryota, Metazoa, Arthropoda, Insecta, Orthoptera, Gryllidae.
GGAGAAGUCAGAUGUUGCAUUACGCACUACACGUGUUUGUGCAUGCUCUAUUCCCGGUCAUGUCGGCAUGCAGUAGGAGUGCGCCCAAGCACGUGUCAAACUAGAAAAUUGGCUAAAGUGAAGUAUUUUUCGUAACCGUAAAGUAUACAGGUAACCUCGAAAUGGCGGCGUCCGCAUACAAUUUCAAGAAAAUUGCAACCGUUCCAACGGCGAAGGAUUUUAUAGACAUUACCUUGUCUAAAACCCAAAGGAAAACCCCUACUGUUGUACACAAACAUUAUCAAAUUUCUCGUAUUCGCCAAUUUUAUAUGCGAAAAGUUAAAUUUACGGAACAGAACUUCCACGAAAGAUUGUCGAAAAUUAUUCAAGAAUUUCCUAAAUUAGAUGACAUCCAUCCAUUUUAUGCUGAUUUGAUGAAUGUGUUGUAUGAUAAAGAUCAUUAUAAAGUUGCAUUGGGUCAAUUAAAUACUGCCAGACAUUUGAUUGAUAAUGUUGGCAAGGAUUAUCUGCGACUUCUGAAAUUUGGUGAUUCUUUAUAUCGAUGCAAACAACUGAAGAAAGCAGCUCUUGGAAGGAUGGCUACUAUUAUGAAAAGACAAGCAAGCAAUCUUCAGUACUUGGAACAGGUGCGUCAGCAUUUAUCCAGAUUGCCUACAAUUGAUCCUUACACUAGGACGUUGUUGAUUUGCGGCUUUCCUAAUGUUGGCAAAUCUUCAUUCAUCAAUAAGGUCACCAGGGCUGAUGUGGAAGUUCAGCCGUACGCUUUCACCACAAAAUCACUUUAUGUUGGUCAUUGUGAUUAUAAAUACCUCCGGUGGCAAAUCAUAGACACUCCUGGCUUGCUAGAUCAUCCCUUGGAAAACAGGAAUGUCAUAGAAAUGCAAGCUAUUACCGCAUUGGCUCAUUUGCGUGCCGCUGUACUUUAUAUCUUCGAUUUGUCUGAGCAAUGUGGCAAUUCUAUUGAAAAUCAGGUAAACUUAUAUCAGAGUAUCAAGCCAUUGUUUGCUAAUAAGCCUCUGUUACUUGUAUUGAACAAAUGUGAUGUAAGAAGAUUGGAGGAUCUACCGGAGGAAAAGCAAACUCUACUCAAAGAACUUUCUUCAGAUGAGAUUCCAAUGAUGGAGAUGAGUACAGUGACUGAGGAAGGUGUUGUAGAAGUGAGAAAUGAGGCCUGUGAGAAGUUGCUAUCUUUUCGUAUAACUCAAAAGGUUCGGGCGAAGAAGGUUGAUUCAAUUUUGAACCGCCUUCAUGUUGCAGUGCCAAAGAAGAGAGAUCAAAAGGAAAGGCCACCGUGCAUUCCGGAGAAGGCUCUCCAGCAGAAAAUGGCUACAGAUAGUCUGAAAAGGAAACUGGAGAAACACCUGGAGGAGGAGCUCGGAGAUGAUUAUAUACUUGAUUUGCGCAAAAAUUAUGACUUGCCUGGGGAUUACAAAUAUGAUAUAAUUCCAGAGAUCUGGGAAGGCCACAAUAUAGCUGACUAUAUUGAUCCUGAAAUCUUGGAGAAACUGGAAGCACUUGAAAGAGAAGAAGCCUUACGUGAGGAGACUGGCAUGUAUGCUGUUCCCAAGAUUGAAGUGGAUGAUAAUCUCAGAGAGAUUCGAAAAUUGGCAGCCCUAAUUCGUUCUAAGAAGGCCAUACUUCAAGACGAGGCUAGAGUCCGUAAAGCCUCUACAAAACCAGUCAUGCCUCGAACUACGGCUCCACGAGCACGUUCUCGUUCAGUGUCGCGUCUGAAGAAGGAGAUGACAGACCUCGGUGUCGACAUGUCAGGCACAGAAGAGGCACAUUUCAUGAAGACACGUGCCCGUUCAAGAUCAAAAUCAGUAUCGGAAACUCCUGCAAAACGUGCUCGUAUGAGUUCCGAAGGUCCAUCUGGAAUACGUUCCUUGUCACGAUCUAUGUCCCGACCUCCACGAAAUGAAAUGGGAGUAAAGGAUAUUCAGAUGAAGGAGAAACUUGCCAAGAUCGCUCAUAAAGCAAUUAAAAAGAAGGUAGUCAAGAAAGGCCUCAAAGGAGAAGCUGAUAGAUUCAUUGGUAAUAAGAUGCCUAAACAUUUGUUUAGUGGCAAGAGAGGUAUGGGCAAGACAGACAGACGUUAAUUACAUGUAUGAAAAUUAUAAAAUAAAUAAUUUUUAUGUUGAGAGUUGCAAACUUUGGCCAAUAAAUAAUUAUUGAUAUUUAUA